Molecule: messenger RNA, 1570 nt
Organism: Centruroides sculpturatus (bark scorpion)
Lineage: Eukaryota; Metazoa; Arthropoda; Arachnida; Scorpiones; Buthidae
Product: cilia- and flagella-associated protein 251-like
Exons: 4
Coding region: 38-454 (138 amino acids)
Source: RefSeq, a predicted model, not a curated record
AUAUUAUAAAUUUUUUAUAGACUUUAAAGAAUCAAAUAUGCCUGUUUCAAAAAAACAAAAAGCAGAUAAAGGAUAUAGUCCUGAAGAUAAUGGUCGCGCUUCCCGUAAAUCAAGUGAUAAAAAAGAAAAAGCCAAAGUUAAAGAUGAAACAAAGAAAUCUGAAGGAAAGAAAGAAUCAUCUCCAAGGUUACCAGUAACAGAAAAAGUUUUUCAGAGAGAUUUACAAACUGCUUUGGAGAGAUCAAAGCAGGAUGGGGAAGGGAAAGACGAAUCUAGUGAAGAAAGUAAUGAAGAAGAAGAAGAAAAAGUUUCAUCAGGUCCUAAAUAUGAUGUUAAAAGAGGAAACCAUACUAACAAGAGUGAUAAAAUUCAAUUGGAGAAAACAUAUUUCAGGAGAAUCUCCCCAAUCAAUGCAGUACUAAGAAAAAUAUUAAUAAAAUUUCUUUUUAACUAAGAUUUACCCUUUAGAGUUAUUCAUAUUAUUGAAAAUUAUAUGUUUUGUUAUACUAAGGAUGUCUAAAAUAUUUCUUAGGCAUCAUCAGUAUAAUAAUAGGUGUUUUAAAUCAAAUGAAUAAUCCUUACUUACAGAAAUAAUCCUUAUUUACUUUAUUUUUUGAAAGCCAGCUUUAGCUGAAGAGUAAAUCUUGAAGUUAAUUUAAGUUUUUAGCACAAACUCUUUUAAAAUACCAAAUAAAUAUUAUAUUUUACAUAUGUAAUAUCUUAUUACUCAACAGUCUAAAAAAUUUGAACUUGAAAAAUGUUAUCACCUGAAAUCUUUAAAUGAAUAAUUGUGUUUUGAUAUUAAUUUAGCAUAUUAUUGAAUAGUUUUGUAAAUAAUAUUUUAUCUUUAUCAAUAAAUGAUAUUGUAUAAAUUUUUCCAAUGUAUUUUAGAUUUAUUGAAAAAAGUACAGUAGAAUAUUGUUUUAUAUGGGAUUGAUAUAUAUGCAGAUUUGUUUUCAUGAUGGCAAAUAAGUAACAUUGAAUACUGCAAUCAAUGAUCAGAAUAAUUCUGAUCAUUGAUGCACAACUUGACUAGUGUUUUUAAGAAAUUUGUUGUGGAGCAAAAGUAAAUAAUACAAAAAUUAGAAGCAAUUUUCUAGUCUACCUUUAAGCAAAAAUUAAGAUGAAAUUAACACAGAAUGUUCUAAAAUUAACAUGGAGAAAGCAAGAAAAAUGAUCUGUAUGUACUGUACAGUAUGCAAGUUGUAUAAAAUACUAUGUAACUAAAUUUUUACUACAUAACAAUAACAAAAUCACAACGGAGGGUGGUGGUCUUUAUUUCUUUGUUCAAUUGCUAGUGGUUGCAUAAAUAUCUAGGGAAUUAUUUGUAACUAUUUGGGACAAAGCCCAAGUUUAUAUAGAAUUUCAUUUUACACUGUACCUGCUGAUAUGUAAACCCCAUGUAAAACAAGACCAUACUCUAUUUACUUAUUGUUUACACAAUAAGGAAUAAUAAAUAGAUUGUUUUUAUAUUAUUUAAGAUUGAAGACAAUCUCAAAACAAUCAUCUUUUUAAUUCACUUUCAUGUUUGAGGAUUUGUUUUUUAAUGAUCCCAUUUUUUUCUAUUAUG